AUGGCAUCUGGAUCUUCUCAUACCAGGGAUGCAUUCAGAAUUUUUCGAACAUCUGAAGGAAGAUUGCUCAUCGAGAGGCCAUUACGAGUGACAAAGAACCAGGCCGAAGCUACUCAAUUUCUGGUAUUUGAUACGGAUGGGAGUGCAUCUGUUAGAGCACGACGCGAUGUUUAUCCUACAGACACUGGAGCUAUUGCCUCAAUAUCAGAGGCGUUUGGUAUUGUUGGAGUGCUUAAUCUCGCAUUUGCCAGUUACUUGUUGGUCAUCUCUGCCAGAUCUCUAGCUGCUACUUUGCAAUCACACAAAGUGUAUCGUAUCAUAGCUGGUAACAUUCUAGUCAUUGGAAAAGGCCCUAUAAACACCUUAGAUAAAUAUCAACCGCCCCAAUCAGCUCCUGAAGACUUGGCCAAGUUUUUAGCGGAUCAGGAAGUCUUGCAAGAUAUAUCUCAAUUGCUCAACUGUGGUCACUUGUAUUAUUCUAGCUCCUACGACAUUACUCACUCCUUACAACACAAUUAUCUGUCGACGAAUAAGAAGGCAGUCAACACCAUCAUUGACGAUCGGUAUUGGUUUAACAAGCACCUACAAUCUCCAUUAUUGGCAUCGUCAUCGACAUCCGAUUAUAGUCCAUGGGUUUUAAAAGUCAUGUGUGGAUUUGCUGGAACUGUAGACAUCAAAGUCCCAUCAACAGCAACUGCACCUGUAUCAGGCAAACAGAACUCACGACUCUUUCAAUCAUACACUAUAACCCUCUUGUCUCGGCUAAGCACUAGACGUGUCGGCACACGAUAUGUACGACGUGGUCUCGAUUUAGAUGGUAACGCAGCCAACUCGGUCGAAUCAGAACAAAUCACCUUCCCUGCCGACUUUAUCAACGAUAAAAUGAUUGCAUCAUAUGUGCAAACACGUGGCUCCAAACCUGGUUUAUGGUCUCAAGAGUUGGAUUUGAGUUAUCGACCUGAAAUCAGAAUGGUGCAUAUUGAAAAGCCUCCUGCUGCUGAAAGUAUUCAACGUCAUUUCGAGGAUUUGAAGAAACAGUAUGUUGGUGAACAGACUAUUGGUGGUGGUGUUAACUCUGGUAAAGUGCUGAUGCUCAACUUGUUGGAUGAUCGUGGAUUUGAAGCUCGACUUACCAAGGCUUAUGAGGAAGCGGUUGGAAUGUAUGGUGAUGAGAAGAAAUUUGUGUACGAAGGUUUUCCAGUCAAUCGGUACUGUCGUGGUAUGAAUUACAAGAACAUGGACUUGUUGGUGGACCGGGUAAAGUCCGAUGUGGCUGGGAUGGGAGCUUUUGUCGCUGAGGGUGAUGUGCCUUCACUAGCAAGUGGUGGUUCUCUUCGAAUCAUUAAAUUGCAAACCGGAAUUACCAGAGUCUCUUGCCUCGACUCCCUGGAUCGCACCAAUUUGACUCUCACAAUCUUGGCUCGACAUAUAUUGGCGUCCCAGCUAUAUAGCAUAUUAGAGUCACCAUCAACAGCGUCGUCCAAGGACCCACCAUUGUAUAUACGUGAAGCAAUAACCAUUAGUAUUCGAGAUAUUACAAAUAUGUGGGCAGAUUCAGGAGAUGCUGCUUCAUUGGUAUAUGCAGGAACGAGAGCUUUGCGAGCUGAUGUCACAAGGACGGGCAAACGUCAAAAGAUUAAAGGGUCGCUUGAUGAUGGACUGAAUGCCGUUACUCGAUAUUAUUUAAAUAAUUUCGUUGAUGGCCGUCGUCAAGAUGCUCUGGACUUGUGGACUGGUCGAGCCAACUCAGAAGAUGUAGCUGAAUAUGCCACAACACACGUAUCACAGCAAGUACAAAGAUUGGCACAUCCAUUCUUUAUAAAAUCUGGACCAGGAGCAUGGAUGCCCAACAUCUUGUCUGACUUUUUGGAGCCAUUGCUUCAAGCUAGUCAGGAAUAUUCUCAAACAUUGAACCAACGAGGCAAUGCAUUAUCACUAUCUGCAUGGAGAAAACCCCACUUUGCUCCAGAUGACGAGCUAUCACGAAAACCAUUAUCAUAUCCAGCAUUUAUGGUCACAGUCUUGAAGUUGUAUGCUCCAGCAAGGAUUCAGUCGGCCUUUGACUUUAUGAUCGCAAUAGUGGUUUUCUUGUUAGUGGCCACUAUCAGUCGAGUCUUUGCUAUACCGGGUAUUCUUAUAGCAGACAAGUCGAGAUUCUCGAGGGAAUAUAAGAAAAUACGGGAAUUGGGAGCUACCCCGUCGACGGUCAGUGUUGCCAGUAGCAGUAAAAAGUAG
Molecule: messenger RNA, 2235 nt
Organism: Synchytrium microbalum
Lineage: Eukaryota; Fungi; Chytridiomycota; Chytridiomycetes; Synchytriales; Synchytriaceae
Exons: 7
Coding region: 1-2235 (744 amino acids)
Biological process (GO): phosphatidylinositol dephosphorylation
Cellular component (GO): endoplasmic reticulum
Molecular function (GO): phosphatidylinositol-4-phosphate phosphatase activity
Source: RefSeq, a predicted model, not a curated record